AAAUACAAUACUACUAUUUCUAUAAUAUAUAUAUCCAAAUCGAUACCAUUGUUCCAUUUCAGUCUUCGUUCCCACCUUCAACUCCAACAUGGAUUUUUCUUCUUUCAUCUCUCACUUCAACUGCUUCAGAGCCUCUGCCAAUUCGUUUCUCUCUCAAUACGAACCUCUCGCUCUGCUUCUCCUUCCUCUGUUCUCUAUCCUUCUCGCUCACUCUCUUCGUUCCUUCUUCAACCUCCUCCUCGAUAAAGGACUCAAAGCUACACUCCUAGGGUUUCUCAUUAACUCUGUCAAAUUGAUCCCUGGCGUGAAGAGAUAUAUAGAUGCGGAGAAACGGAAGGUUGUGGAUAAGCUGCAGUCUGAUAGUAAAUCUAAAAGAGAAGGUUGGGAAACUGAGUUGCCAAGCAUAGGAUUAGGGACAUCUGUCCUUGAAAAAAUGACAGAAGAGAAAAGAAAUGAUGCAGUUUGGCGAGGCAAAUGCUCUGGUACAGUCUACAUUGGAGGAAGUGAAUCUGAUGGACAUUUUUCUCUGAUAAAUGAGGCAUGUUCAAUGUUCGCACAUACCAAUCCCCUGCAUUUGGAUGUAUUCCAGAGUGUUGUGCGCUUUGAGGCAGAAGUGGUUGCAAUGACAGCUUCACUUCUUGGAGGUAAGGAAAAGAGUUCUGGAGGACAAAUAUGUGGCAACAUGACAUCAGGGGGGACUGAAAGUAUAUUAUUAGCGGUCAAAUCAUCCCGUGACUAUAUGAGAUCUAUGAAAGGAAUUAGAAGACCUGAAAUGGUAAUUCCUGAGUCUGGACACUCAGCGUAUGACAAGGCCGCACAGUAUUUUAAUAUCAAACUAUGGCGUAUUCCCGUUAACAAAAAUUUUCAAGCUGAUGUGAAAGCAAUUCGACGUCAUAUUAACAAAAAUACCAUUUUGAUAGUUGGAUCUGCUCCUGGCUUUCCUCAUGGAAUAAUUGACCCCAUCAAAGAACUUGGUCAUCUGGCAUCAAUCUUUGGUAUUUGUUUCCAUGUGGAUCUUUGCCUUGGUGGCUUUGUAUUACCUUUUGCGCGUGAGCUUGGGUACCAAAUUCCACCUUUUGAUUUUUCUGUUAAAGGGGUUUCUUCAAUAUCAGUGGAUGUGCAUAAAUAUGGUUUAGCUCCCAAAGGAACAAGUGUAGUUCUGUAUAGGAACCAUGAAAUCAGAAAGCAUCAAUUUGUUGCUGUUACUGAAUGGUCUGGUGGGUUGUACGUGUCUCCCACCAUAGCUGGAAGCAGGCCUGGAAGUCUUAUUGCUGGUGCAUGGGCAGCAGUGAUGUCUCUAGGGAAAGAAGGUUACUUGGAAAAUACAAAAGCAAUUAUGGAAGGGUCAAGAAAAAUACAGAAAGGCAUUGAGGAGAUAGCUGAAUUGUUUAUUGUUGGAAGACCAGACAUGACGAUUGUGGCUUUUGGAUCUGAUGUUCUGGAUAUAUUUGAAGUCAAUGAUGUUAUGUCAUCCAAAGGGUGGCACUUAAAUGCAUUGCAGAGACCCAACAGCAUCCAUAUCUGUGUGACACUACAACAUGUACCAAUUGUUGACGACUUUCUCAAGGAUUUGAAGGAAUCUGUGAAAACUGUGAAAGAGAAUCCAGGUCCAAUAAGUGGAGGCCUAGCACCUAUAUAUGGCGCCGCAGGGAAGAUGCCAGAUAGAGGCAUGGUCCAGGAAUUGCUGGUAGAUUUUAUGGACGGUACCUGCUAGCGUUUGUACCAGAUUUUUCUGGUAACCUGUACUGUAGUGGUCCUUUAGUUAAUAAUAUUCGAUUUUACUGUGCAAUGCAUUCUUUCAUAUUGGGUUAAAAACUAAAUAUAGAACUGAAAAAUAAAGCCCGCUUGUUUGUGUGCCGUUGUACAUUUAAGAGGCCACAUCAUUUGGAUUCACAUCCGAGCAUAAUCAUGGGAGAAAGUUCGUUGCUAUUUCGUUAUCUUGACGUUAAAUCCGGGGGUACUGAAACUCCCAGAGCCAGAAACAAUGUACAUGUGAUUGAUUGUACGAAAACAAAAUUCAUAAUCAUUAACACGGGUAAAAAUCAAGGUUACAGACAAAUGUAAGAAUUUAUUUUGAAUAUAUUGAUCGUAUAUUCACAUUGUUAUCUUAUUAUGAAUUAUUGACGAGAAUUUUUUACUU
Messenger RNA from Abrus precatorius (Indian licorice), 2140 nucleotides. Its product is annotated as sphingosine-1-phosphate lyase. Gene Ontology annotation, molecular function: pyridoxal phosphate binding; sphinganine-1-phosphate aldolase activity. Bases 89 to 1714 code for a protein of 541 amino acids. The transcript is spliced from 15 exons. NCBI's taxonomy places the organism in Eukaryota, Viridiplantae, Streptophyta, Magnoliopsida, Fabales, Fabaceae. Gene Ontology annotation, biological process: sphingolipid catabolic process; carboxylic acid metabolic process. The record is from RefSeq and is a predicted model, not a curated record. Gene Ontology annotation, cellular component: endoplasmic reticulum.